Molecule: messenger RNA, 1317 nt
Organism: Helianthus annuus (common sunflower)
Lineage: Eukaryota; Viridiplantae; Streptophyta; Magnoliopsida; Asterales; Asteraceae
Product: probable protein phosphatase 2C 61
Exons: 5
Coding region: 156-1154 (332 amino acids)
Biological process (GO): protein dephosphorylation
Molecular function (GO): protein serine/threonine phosphatase activity
Source: RefSeq, a predicted model, not a curated record
UCUUAUAAUACAUUAAAAAUUUCAAGAUAACUAUGACAAGUCGACCAUCUCAAAUAUAUACAUAUUAGUUAGUAUGUUUGUGUGUAUAUAUAUAUACACCAUUUGGUUUUGUAUAAAGAGAGAAUAUUGAGAAGGGUGGUUAAUUAACAUUUGGAAUGGGUAUCUGCAUAUCCAAAGCAUCUCCAGAGAUUCAUGAGAUAGACUAUGGUCAUGAAAAUGUUAUUUAUUACCAAGACACCAUUUGUGAUCAAAAGAUAGGUUCAAUCCACACUCAUCAAGGAUCUAAAGGUUUCAACCAAGAUGCUGCCAUUCUUUACCAGGAUUAUGGAAUGGACAAUGGAGCAUUUGGUGGUGUUUUUGAUGGGCAUGGAAGGAAUGGUCAAAUAGUGAGUAAAUUUGUGAGAAACAAGUUGCCAUCAUUAAUUAUCAACCAAAGAAAUGCCACCAUGAUGAAGGGUAAAACAGUAAAUUAUGAACAAGAUGAGUUUGAAUCCAAAGAUUUCCAUAUUUGGAAAGAAGCAUGUUAUAGUGCCUUUAAAGUCAUGGACAAGGAGAUCAAGCUUUUGGAGCAUAUAGAUUGCUCUUGUAGUGGUACAACUGCAGUUAUUGUCAUCAAACAGGGUGAUGAUCUGGUUAUUGCUAAUCUUGGUGAUUCAAGAGCAGUGCUUGGAACAAUGGCUGAUAAUGGAAUUACCUCUGUGCAGUUGACCAUUGAUCUCAAACCAAGUGUACCUUCGGAGGGGGAUCGAAUAAGGAAGUUAAAUGGUAGGGUGAUGUCGUUAAAAGACGAACCACAUAUAGAUCGAGUGUGGUUGCCAUAUCAUGACUCACCGGGCCUAGCCAUGUCUCGCGCUUUUGGGGAUUUUGUACUCAAAAGUCACGGUAUCAUAGCCGUUCCUGAUGUCUCCUAUCACCGAUUGACCCCAAACGAUCAAUUCAUCGUUCUUGCAAGUGACGGGAUUUGGGAUGUGCUUAGCAACAACACCGUAGCAUCCAUAGUGUGGGGAGCAGAGAGUGAAGACUCAGCAGCAAAAGAAGUAGUUGCAGCCGCAACCGCAGCUUGGAAACAGAAGUUCCCUUCAUCGAAGAGGGACGAUUGCUCCGUCAUCUGCUUAUUCUUCCAUAAAAAGAAGCAACAAGACUUGGACUUGUAGUACUCGAAACCUCUUUGACACACUCGUGACAUACACAACUUCCUACAUUUGUGUUAUUUGUUUCAUGUAUAUGUGAAAAGAUAGUCUCAUGAUAAAGGGUGAAUAGGUUUUUGAUAUGAUAUUAAAGUUUCAAUAUGAUUAUAUUAUUAAAACUUAAAUUAAA